Molecule: messenger RNA, 525 nt
Organism: Linum tenue
Lineage: Eukaryota; Viridiplantae; Streptophyta; Magnoliopsida; Malpighiales; Linaceae
Source: the annotation of a GenBank genome assembly
AUGGAUGAGAUGACGGCAGCAGAUGCAACACCACCGCCGCCGGCGCCGCCGUUGCCGAACCUCGUAACAUCCUUAGAGCAAGCGACGCUGUUGGCAAAGCAGCUCCCUUCCACGUCCGACCCAGGUCAACUACAACAUAUCUACUCAGCCCUCCACCUCGCCCAACACCAUCUCUCUUCCUUCCUCCUUUCCCACUCCCGACUGCCCCUGUCGCCACCGCAGGCGGAGGAGAACUCCGUCUCCUCCGCCACGGGAGCUGGUGAAGACAACGGGAGCGAGCCGAUGCAGGUUGGGGAGGAGGAAGGCAAUUCCAUGCCUGCUGCAAUCGACAAGGUGGAGGAGAGGUUGAGAGAGUGUUUCAUCAAGAACAAGAGGCCUAAGCGGCCGCUCUCACCAUCUGCCGCGGCCAUGGCGGAGGAGCGGAGGUUGGGCGAGGAUGGGUAUGCUGCCGGAAGAAUCAAGGGUUAUGACCCUCUAGGGACCCGAUUGAGAGCUUUGGACCUCAUCGAUCAGUUCCACGCCUGA